This is a messenger RNA of Suillus subaureus, 1285 nucleotides long. RefSeq lists its product as uncharacterized. Lineage: Eukaryota; Fungi; Basidiomycota; Agaricomycetes; Boletales; Suillaceae. The record is from RefSeq and is a predicted model, not a curated record. Bases 417 to 1022 code for a protein of 201 amino acids. The transcript is spliced from 3 exons.
CCUAAGCUACGAACGUUAUGAUAUCUGCCAGGGUCCUGGUCAGGUGCUCAAGCCCUUUCCGGCGGCCCCACUGUUUUUGGAAAGUACUGAACUCUCUUUCAGACACCGACUAUCCGCUGAGCACGGUACCUAGUACGGGACACCAGCUGAUCAUGAAGCUCUUCCUUCAACUCCACAAAGUGCGAGGUUCUUCAGCUCGCUGUCCACUUUGGUGACCGGACCCACGGGAACAGGCCAAGGUUCACACGAAACCAGUGCGAUUGAGAUCAGAGCGCGCACGAAGCCAUGCGAUUAAUCCUCUGAUCACAAGUCGGUGUCACGCCAGUGCCGCAACUAUUAGACAAUCUGGGAGUCGCUUCGGCAAGAUCUUUUGAUAGAGCUAUAUAGCAUUCCGGUUCUCUUCAUUCCCCGCUUUCAUGUCAUUUACAGAGAUGCAGUCACCUCAUGCAGAUAAUCUCGCACCUCUCCCUGUAUUCUCUCGGCGGAAGACCUCUAGGUUACGCGGACCGCGCCCAUGCAGCUGGCUUCAAACGGGGAUAACAAUAAAAGAAGAAAUUGAAGGGAGCUGGUCAUGGACAUGUCGGCAGGCCGACCUGUCCAGAGCAUCAACAAUAUGUUCCCGCACCUCUGGCGACUCUAAUUCAUCCAAUCAGUCCAGUAUCAAUUCCGAGUCCUCGUCCGGCUCAUCCUCAUACAUUGAUGAUACACAGAGUUCACCAUGUGAUCACAUGUCGUCACGCAGACAUAAACGCUCUCAACGGCGAAGACCAUCGGGUCCACGCCCUCCCUCCUGUCCACAUUCUCCCAUGCGACCUACACUUUCCGUCAAUACAUCACUGUCACCCCCCGUUCCCCUUGAGAAGCCUGUCCUUUCGCUGCCCCUGACAGAGUUCCCACAUAUAGCACCAACUGAACCCACGACGCCCGCACCCCAGUUACCUCCAGCGAUUCCGUUUUCACCCUCAGAAGAACUUGAUUGGGACGCAAUAUUUGAGGUAUUGGCUUUAGAGAGCACCACAUAGCUUGAGCUUGGAGUUUAGACCACAGAUUUUUCGCACUCACUCAUAUAGCAUACUCACACUUUCAUCAUACAUUCAUGGUCAUGGACACUCCAUUUUAUGAUCUUAAUGAUUUAAUUUUUCUUGCAAUCUAAUAGGUGGUUCGUGGCUUGUUCAGUUAUAUCUUUCUUCCACGUUCCUUUUACAAGAACGUGGGCGUUGACAAAAAUCUGUACACUGUAGCAUUGGCGCGUAAAUUGAGGAGGAACGACUACGGUCGCCUUUCU